GAGCUUUUCCUGCUGCCGCCGCCGCUGCCCCACAACAAUUUUACGCGUCCAUGACAGUUUUGGGUUGCGCCAUUUUUCACUUAUUCUGCUGCAUGGUUCAUAAUGAGUGAUUAUUCAGCGGUAGCUCCGCCACAAUCUUCAAAUAGUAACGUUGCUUUUGCUGAAGCAUUGCACCGUGCUCGUUUGAUUGCUGCUAAAAUCAAUCCCGGCAGCGGGGAACACGCAGGACAAAAGAGGCCUCUUGAAGACGGCCCAGGUUCAGGCAUGGAUUGGACAGAGCCAGAGGCUAAGAAGCCUGCAGGGAACAUCAAUGACUACGCGUCCAUGAGACAGCCUAGCAAUAUGGCAGGCAACCCAGGCAUGCGACCUGGCAUGGGCGGCGUAGUGACUGAGGACAUAAGGGUGCCCGACAAGAUGGUUGGACUGAUCAUUGGCCGUGGCGGGGAACAAAUAACCAGGCUGCAAAAUGAGGCUGGCUGCAAAAUCCAGAUGGCUUCCGACAGCCAUGGACUGCCUGACAGACUGUGCACCAUUACAGGCACCAGGGAUGCCAUUAACCGAGCCCGUGACAUGAUUAUGGGCAUCAUAAAUCAGAGAGGGAACAAAGAAGGCGAUCUUCCUGGAUUUGACACCUUUGAGAGCCGUGGUGGAGGUGGCGGCGGAGGUGGUGGUGGUGGUGGCGGCGGAGGAGGAGGAGGAGGCGGCGGCGGCGGAGGACAUAUGGGUCAAAAUUCCGUGGAAAUGAUGGUGCCUGGAAACAAGGUUGGAUUGGUCAUUGGCAAGGGAGGAGAGACGAUCAAGCAGUUGCAAGAAAAGUCAGGAGCAAAGCUGGUUAUCAUUCAGGAUGGGCCAGAGACUGAGAUGGAAAAGGCACUGAGAAUCACUGGAGAUCCUCAAACAAUAGAAUAUGCUAAGCAGCUUGUCUAUGAACUGAUCUCCGACAAGGAUGCUCAGUUUAACAGAGGUGGAGGAGGCGGCGGCGGCGGCGGCGGAUUCAGAGGAGGACCAGGCGGCUUUGGCGGAGGAGGUGGCGGUGGAGGUGACCAAACUGAGGUUGCUGUCCCCAAAGCAGCCGUUGGUGUUGUCAUUGGCAAAGGGGGGGACAUGAUCAAGAAAAUCCAGAGCGAAACCGGUGCAAGAGUUCAGUUCCAUCAAGGCAGAGAUGAAGGACCAGGCGAGCGUCGCUGCAUUCUGUCUGGCUCCCCUAGCCAGGUCGCAGAGGCCAAGCAGAGGAUAGAAGAGUUGAUUGAUAGCGUCUCGAGAAGGGACAAUGAUGGAGGCAGAGGAAGAGGAAAACCAGGCGGCAGGGAGAAUGGUGGCCCAGGUGACCGCAAUGGAUUUGGAAACAACUGGGACAGGCGUGGCGGUGGCCCUGGCCAGAUGGAUAAACAUGAAAUCACGCUCUCUGUUCCCGCUAACAAGUGCGGCAUCAUCAUCGGCCGAGGUGGUGAAACCAUUAAGCAAAUCAACCACCAGACAGGUGCCCACUGCGAGCUUGACCGUCGACCCCCUCCCAACCCUAAUGAGAAGCUUUUCAUCGUCAAGGGUAGUGCUGAUCAGAUUGAGAACGCCAAAAGGAUGAUGACGGACAAAAUUGGAGUGCCUCCAACUGUCCUUAGUGGAGGACCUCCCCCAUCUACUCAGUACCCUGUUGGAGGACAACAGCAGCAGUUCAAUCAGGGCGGCUGGGGUGGCGGCUACCAGCAGUGGCAAAACAGCGGUCAGGGAGACCCAAACAGCGUGCAAAUCAACCCGCAGACAGGCCAGCCAGACUACAGUAUGCAAUGGGCUGAGUACUACCGUUCGCUGGGCAUGAUCCGUGAGGCAGAGAUGAUAGAGCAGCAGGCGAAGGCUCAAAAGGAGGGACUUGUUAUUGACCAGACCAUGCCACCUACCGCGGCCACUCCGGCAAUGGCUCCUCAGCAGGCACCGCCUCAAGCUGUGCCAACAAAUGGCCAGCCUGACUACAGUAUGCAGUGGGCUGAAUAUUAUAGGUCUAUUGGCAAAGUUAAGGAGGCCGAAGCCAUCGAAGCUCAAAUGAAGGCCAAGGAGGCUGGUCAGGUUCCGCCACCUGGUGCAACGCCCACUGGACCUCCGUCUGGUGCGCAGAUGCCCGGAGGUCAGGCUUACCAAUACGGCUACUCGAACUACUACGGCGGCCAAGGUCAGCCGCCCUCUGGGAUGCCAAACCAGUCAUAUGGCGGCUACCCUGCAUAUGGUGGCUACGGUGGAGGUCAGCCACAAGGACCAGAUAACUAAAA
Molecule: messenger RNA, 2261 nt
Organism: Cloeon dipterum
Lineage: Eukaryota; Metazoa; Arthropoda; Insecta; Ephemeroptera; Baetidae
Product: far upstream element-binding protein 3-like
Exons: 13
Coding region: 103-2259 (718 amino acids)
Biological process (GO): mRNA processing; regulation of DNA-templated transcription; regulation of alternative mRNA splicing, via spliceosome
Cellular component (GO): cytoplasm; nucleus
Molecular function (GO): mRNA binding
Source: RefSeq, a predicted model, not a curated record